AUGGCUGCCUUCAGCAAACCGCGGGGCCUUCUCCCCAUGCUCUUCGCCGUCCUCGUCUUCCUCCAGGCCGCCGCCGCCCUUCACGCCGUCCACGGCUCGCCCGAGGGCAUGCGUGCCCACAUGGAAGCCACAAAACGGGAGCUCGAGCAGGAGCUCCAGAAGCGCCAGGUCCAGACGUCGUGGCUCUUUGGCAACUUCCUCGCCAUUGAGGGCGUCAACGGCUCUCGCUCUCCUGCUGCGCGUCGAGAGAUCCGGGACCUGAGGAACGAUUCCGAAGCCUGGAACCUCUACCUUCUCGGCAUGGAGAAGUUUAUGAAGAAGUCGCCCCAGGACAAGGUCGGCUACUAUCAGAUUGCCGGCGUCCACGGCCGCCCCUAUGUGUCUUGGAACAACUCGCCCCUGAGCAACUCGGCCGGCUACUGCCCGCACGGCAACACGCUGUUUGGCACCUGGCACCGGCCCUAUCUCGCCGUCUUCGAACAGGCCUGGUACCUCGCCGUCCAGGAGGUCAUCAACGAGUUCCCCGAGAGCGACCGCCAGCGCCUGAGGGACGUCGCCCGCGACCUCCGCAUCCCCUACUGGGACUGGGCAGCCCCGGUCCCCUCGGGCCAGCCCGCUGUGCCCACGGCCAUCCGCGACCAGUACGUGACGGUGCGCAAGCCGCAGGGCCUCGUGUCCAUCCCCAACCCCCUCUACUCGUACACCUGGGGCAGCUCGCUCCCCAGCGAGAUGGGCGGCGGGCCCUGGGGCAACUUCGCCACGACGCUGCGGCGCCCCGUGGCCAACCCGACGCGCAGCAACAACAACGAGUUCAACUCGCGCAUGCAAUCCCUCCGCGUGUCCCUGCGCGACCGCAUCUACGGCCUCUUCGCGGCGCGCCCGGUCCCCUCGUUCGGCUACGUGAGCACCUCGCAGAUUGGCGCGCGCCCGGCCGGCGGCAACAACGUCGACAGCUUCGAGUCGAUCCACGACGCCAUCCACGUCACGGCCGGCGGCGAGUCGGGGGGCCACAUGUACUACCUCGACUACUCGGCCUUUGACCCCUUGUUCUGGCUGCACCACACCAACAUCGACCGCCUGCUCGCCAUGUACCAGCUCACGGCGCCCAACACGUACGUCGCCAUUGGCACCAUCACGCACGCCAUGGCCCAGUGGAACCAGGGAACCCAGGUCCACGGCGGCACGGGCCUGAGGCCCUUCACCAAGAACGCGAAUGGCGAUUACUUCACCAGCGACGACGUGCGCAACACGCGCAGUUUGGGGUAUUUCUACCCGGAGACGCGCAACGGCAACGCUGCGGAUGUCUACAAUGCCGUGAGUGCCCUGUACGGACCUAACUCGCAGCGCUCGAAGCGAUCUCUGGAAUACCGCCACGGCCACGGCCACGGAAACGGAAAUGAAAACGGCCACGGUCACGGCUACGGCAAGGAGGAAGACGGAUACGAAUCGGAACCCGAGAAGCCUGAGGAGGAGGAGGAUCACGAGGAACAGGGCGAACAGGGCAAAGAGGGCGACUACACCGCCAUCAUCACGCCCGUCACGCAAUACGAAGGCCGCCCCCUCCUCGACGGCGAGGAACACUACGUCCUCAACGUCAUCGCCAACAAGUACGCGCUGCCAGGCUCCUACUCGAUCCACGCCUUCCUCGGCAACCCGUCGUCCAACACCACCGUCUCCCUCCACUCCAAACCCUCCUCGUACCCCAUCCACGCCAACACCACGACCACCAUCAUCCCCGUUUCAAACACAACCACCCCUUCAGACAACGGCAACAAAGAAUGCGAAGACCCGACCCUCUCGCCCGACUACAUCGGCGCCUACGCCAUCCUCGGCGGCACGCACGCCUCGACCUCCCCCUCGCUCGCCGACGGCGGCCUCAUGACCUCUGGCGCCCUCCCGCUCACCACGGCCCUCCAGGCCAAACAAGCUGCGGGGUACCUCCCUUCGCUCUGCCGCGACGACGUGAUCCCUUACCUCACCGCGAAUUUGUACUACAAAGUCAUUGGGCCUGGUAACGUUGAGAUCCCCGCCGACCAGAUCCCGGGGUUGCAUCUGGGCGUUAAGGGGUGCAAGGUUAGUGUUAAAGAUGGACAGGGUAUGCCGGCGUUUGGGAAUUACGAGGAUGUACCUGGUGUGCUUGAGGGAAAGCCCGCGGGCGAGCCGUAUACGCAUGUGUUGGAGGAGGGCGAGAAGGUGGUUGUGCCGGAGGGGGAGUAUGUUCCUGGGAAGCCUGAGGGGAAUGAGGGAGAGGGUGAGUGUGUGGUUAGGCAGAAGAUUGAGUAUGUGGAUGCGCAGGGGAGGUUUUUGUAUGAGGAGAUGGAGUAG
Westerdykella ornata is the source of this 2325-nucleotide messenger RNA. Its product is annotated as Di-copper centre-containing protein. The coding region runs from base 1 to 2325 and encodes 774 amino acids. Gene Ontology annotation, molecular function: oxidoreductase activity. The transcript is spliced from 2 exons. The record is from RefSeq and is a predicted model, not a curated record. Lineage: Eukaryota; Fungi; Ascomycota; Dothideomycetes; Pleosporales; Sporormiaceae.